GGUAUGUAAUGUAAUCUUGCAUGUUCACAAUUUUUUGAAUGAUUUUAGAUUUUUCGUAAAAGAAAAUAGUGGAUAAAUUAUAAAUCAUUAAUUUCAAUUACCGUACAAUGCAGUGUUUAGUUUAUUUUUAAUAAUAUGACUGAAUUUGGGAGGUUCGGCCCUUUAAUUGGUGCUAUCGAUGAGGGAACUUCAAACGUAAAAUUUAUGGUUUUUGCAGCAAAGACGUCAGAAGUACUCACAUAUCAUCAAAUUUCUUUAAAGAGAUUUAGUCCGCAAGAAGGAUGGGUUGAACAGGAUCCACUGGAAAUAUUAAAUGCGGUAAAUGAAUGUAUAGAGGUAACUGUGGAUAAUUUACGAAAACUUGAUAUUAACCCAGCAGAUGUUGUUGGUAUUGGCAUAACAAAUCAAAGGGAAACUACAAUUGUGUGGAAUUCUAUGACAGGUCAACCUUUGUAUAGUGCAAUAGUGUGGUUAGAUGUAAGGACAUCAAAAAUAGUUGAUGAACUGACAAAACAAAAGGGAACACAAAGUGUUAAUGCUGUAACACAAGCAAGUGGCUUACCACUGUCUACAUACUUUUCUUCUGUGAAACUUAGAUGGCUGUUAAAAAAUGUGAUUGCUGUCAAAGAUGCUAUUGCUUCUAAUAAAUGCCUAGCAGGAACAGUAGACUCUUGGUUAAUAUGGAAUCUUACUGGUGGUGUCCAUGGAGGAGUCCAUAUAACAGAUGUCACAAAUGCUUCACGCACACAGCUUAUGUCACUUAGGACUUUACAAUGGGAUAAAAGACUACUGCGUUUUUUUGAUGUACCCAUUGAAAUUUUACCAAAGAUAAAAAGCUCUGCAGAGAUCUAUGGCUACAUAUCUGUUGGUUCUCUUUUGGGAGUUCCAAUAGCAGGGUGUUUAGGAGAUCAACAAGCAGCAUUAGUUGGACAGGGAUGUAUGAGAUUUGGCCAAGUCAAAUGUACUUUUGGAACUGGAUGUUUUUUGUUGUAUAAUACAGGCGAUUCAAUUGUUCAUUCGCAGCACGGACUUCUAACUACGGUUGCUUACAAAAUGGGACCUGACUCGCCACCAGCAUACGCAUUAGAAGGAUCUGUAGCUAUAGCCGGGGACACAUUACAGUGGCUUCGUGAUAGCUUGGGGAUCAUAAGUGAAGUGAAAGAUUCCGAAGCCCUGGCAGCUCAGGUCGGUGAUGGAGAUGAAGGCAGUAUUAGUUUUGUACCUGCAUUUAAUGGCCUUUAUUCGCCAUAUUGGAGAAAAGACGCCAGGGGAGUGAUGUGCGGUUUGAGCGAAAGGACUCGACGUCAGCAUAUUGUCAGGGCCGCGCUGGAGGCCGUGUGUCACCAGACGCGCGCCGUGGCGGACGCGAUGGCUGCAGACUGCGCGCCCCUGAGGCAACUCCUCGCCGACGGAGGGAUGGCGCAGAACUCAGUUCUGAUGCAGAUGCAGGCUGAUUUACUGGGUAUACCAGUCAUUCGUCCCCUCAUGAUGGAAAGUACAGCCCUGGGGGCGGCCAUUGUCGCAGGUCGCGCAAUGCGUGUGUGGCCCACGACAAUACCCAGCCCACCGGCCGAUACAUUCCUGCCGGCUCUUACCAAUGAAGAACGAGAAAUGCGGCGAGUUCGUUGGGAAGAAGCCUUGAAUAAAUGCAUGGGAUGGACCGAUACUAAAAAUGAACAUGUCAACGCAGAAGAAUCAGAUAGAACUACUGCAGUUUUGCCGCCGGGACUUUUUUUCCUCGGAACCGCCCUACUAGUGAUUAUUGCAGACAAAUUAAAAUCUAUGUAGUAUGCUGUUGUUAAAUCAACUAUUGUUAGUCAUUAGAAAAUAAAUAUACCUCCAAAGCUAGUUUAUAUUUUAAAAAAGUAUUAAUUUAUUUAUAGCUCUGUUAUAACAAUGUUGUGAUCAUUAAAUAAAAGCGUUUAUUAUUAUA
Messenger RNA from Bombyx mori (domestic silkworm), 1933 nucleotides. It is a transcript of the gene Gk-2, whose product is annotated as Glycerol kinase-2. Gene Ontology annotation, molecular function: glycerol kinase activity. The record is from RefSeq and is marked provisional. Gene Ontology annotation, cellular component: mitochondrion. Lineage: Eukaryota; Metazoa; Arthropoda; Insecta; Lepidoptera; Bombycidae. Gene Ontology annotation, biological process: carbohydrate metabolic process; glycerol-3-phosphate metabolic process.